Molecule: messenger RNA, 2641 nt
Organism: Saimiri boliviensis boliviensis (Bolivian squirrel monkey)
Lineage: Eukaryota; Metazoa; Chordata; Mammalia; Primates; Cebidae
Gene: UBE2D1
Product: ubiquitin conjugating enzyme E2 D1
Source: RefSeq, a predicted model, not a curated record
AACAAAAGAGUCUCGCCGGCGUCCCCGCCCGCACACUCGCGCUCGGGCGCUCACGGAGCAGGGACCGGCGCCCGGAGCGAGCCUGGGAGCGGCGAGCCGGGGACCCACCGCGCGGAGCCAGCCGAGCCGCCGGAGCCCAACCCGCGACGACCCACGCCCCCGAGCCCCGCAGCCGCCCCCAGCCGGCCGGUGUCCCCACCGCCAUCCCGGACCCAUGGCGCUGAAGCGGAUUCAGAAAGAAUUAAGUGAUCUACAGCGUGAUCCACCUGCUCACUGUUCAGCAGGACCUGUGGGAGAUGACUUGUUCCACUGGCAAGCCACUAUUAUGGGGCCUCCUGAUAGCGCAUAUCAAGGUGGAGUCUUCUUUCUCACUGUACAUUUUCCAACAGACUAUCCUUUUAAACCACCAAAGAUUGCUUUCACAACAAAAAUUUACCAUCCAAACAUAAACAGUAAUGGAAGUAUUUGUCUCGAUAUUCUGAGGUCACAAUGGUCACCAGCUCUGACUGUAUCAAAAGUUUUAUUGUCCAUAUGUUCUCUACUUUGUGAUCCUAAUCCGGAUGACCCCUUAGUACCAGAUAUUGCACAAAUCUAUAAAUCAGACAAAGAAAAAUACAACAGACAUGCAAGAGAAUGGACUCAGAAAUAUGCAAUGUAAAAUGAAAAACAUUUUCAUAUAUACCAGAGUACUGUAAAAUCUAGAUUUUUUUCAACAUUAGCAGUAAAUUGAGCACUGUUUACUGUUUCAUUGUACCAUGAAACCAUUUGAUUUUUACCCAUUUUAAAUGUGUUUCUGAAGCAAGACAAAACAAACUUCCAAAAAUACCCUUAAGACUGUGAUGAGAGCAUUUAUCAUUUUGUAUGCAUUGAGAAAGACAUUUAUUAUGGUUUUUAAAAUACUUGGACAUCUGCAUCUUCAGCUUACAAGAUCUACAAUGCAGCUGAAAAGCAACCAAAUUAUUUUUUGCUGAAACUAGAUGUUUUUACAUGAGAAAUACUGUACGUGUUGUCUAAGAUGUCAGUUUUAUAAAUCUGUAUUCAGAUUUCAUUCUUUGUUAGCUCACUUUAUAAUUUGUAUUUUUUUACUGUAUAGACUAAAUAUAUUCUAUUUACAUGUAUGUCAACUCAUUACUUUUUCCCUGUGAACAGUAUUGAAAAACCCCAGCGGCUGAUAAUUAAGUGAAUUAACUGUGUCUCCCUUGUCUUAGGAUAUUCUGUAGAUUGAUUGCAGAUUUCUUAAAUCUGAAAUGAUCUUUACACUGUAAUAAUCAGCAUACUGAUUAUGGAGAAACACUUGUUUUGAUUUUGUUAUACUUGACUUAACUUUAUUGCAAUGUGAAUUAAUUGCACUGCUAAGUAGGAAGAUGUGUAACUUUUAUUUGUUGCUAUUCACAUUUGAAUUUUUUCCUGUAUAGGCAAUAUUAUAUUGACACCUUUUACAGAUCUUACUGUAGCUUUUUCCAUAUAAAUAAAAUGCCUUUUCUACUAUUUGUCUUGAUUACUUAAAAAUAUAAAAAUAUAAUUAAGGAUCAAAACUCUAAAAUUUUGCAUGAAAAUUACUUCCAAAUUGUGAAAAUCAGAUCUAUUAUGUUUGGCAUUAGUCACCAUUAGUUUUAUAAAUUUUAUUGUUUUAGGUUAGUAUCUCUUUACUAAAUUAUCAGUCUAUAAGAUGAUAUAUGUUGAUCCCUUGCUGUGGAAGAGAAUUUAGAAUAAUUUGGGGUUUGUCUGGGAUUAUAUCUAAAUGGAUUAUUUGUUAAAAGUACUGAAAUGAGUAUGAGGCAGUAUCACCCAACCUGAAGAAAGGUCUUUAUAGACCUGUACAAAUCACUAGAUUAAUUCAUUAAAAUACUCCACCCCUAUGUAAUUGACAUAUUUCUUAAAAUUUUAAAAUCUAGAAUUUCUAACAUGGAAUUUUAAUGCCAUCACAAUUUGAAAAGCAUUUUUUUUUUUUUUUUUUUUUUUUUUUACUGUAGAACUUACAAAGGAAGUUCUAAAAUUAUGCCUCCCUCUGUUUUUGUAAGUGGCCAUCCAAAAGUGAUUUAAAUAAGCAGAUUAUCUUUAUAGAUUUUUUAAAGAAAACUAGAAAGUAUUAAUGUUUUAAUGUGGGGGAAAAUACAUCUCUUUAAUGUUUAGCAUGCUUAUCAACCUUGAGCGAGUGUCAUUUUUAAGAACAGUUGUAGCCCUUCUGAUUAUUGCAGUAGCUGUAGAAGUGUGUAAGAGUCUAUGAUGGGUGUAGUCAUUAGCAAAACAUUUAAAUCACUUGAGUAUUUUGUCAUGGUUCAUUAUUAUUAAAGCACAAAAUAACCUAUUGUUAGAAAAUAUGUGUUUUUAUAAAUGAAUGUAAAAUAAAUGAAUUGUGAAAUGGAAGUUUAAGAAAAUAUAGGUUUAAAAAGUAACUCUAUAAAGUGAUGUCUUAAAACAGCCAUAUCAUGAAAAAUUCUACCUAGCUAUGUUAUUAUAAGCUACAUUUGCCCUGAAUUUGAACACUCAACAUCAUUAGAUUUAAGUAUUUAGUAUAUUUUGAUAGUAAAGGGUUUUGUUUCUUGAGUAUCUUCCCUUAAAAAAAGAAAACAACUUUCAUUUGUGUGGCAUUUAUUUUUGGAAGUGUCUUUUUUUCUUUAUUAAAGUUUUUGAAACUUGC